CCUACUAUCCUCUGUCAUGCCUUCUUUUUAUUAUACAAACGACCAUAUCCUAGAAGAAAUAAUGCAGAAAUAGAGUAUUAAAUACUAAUCUAUGGUACCUGUUUCUUUUAAGUAUGAUUGUGUUAGGGAAAUUAACAAAAGCAAAUUAAACCAUGGAUUACCUAGCCAUUGUUGGAGGAUUAGUACUUGCCUGGACUUUGGUCCGAGUCCUCUGUUUGGUAAAAGACAUUAGAGGCAGAGGAUAUAACAACAAGAAACUUCCACCAGGUCCAAUCCCUUUACCCUUCAUAGGAAAUCUCCAUAACUUAAUUGGUGCACAACCCCACAAGUCCCUUGCAAGUCUUGGCCAAAAAUAUGGUCCAAUAUACAGUCUAAGGUUGGGAAAGACAACUACAGUGGUAAUUUCUUCAGCAGCUGGGGCUAAAGAAGUUCUCCAAAAGCAAGAUUUAGCCUUUUCAAGAUCAGUCCCAGAUUCAAUGCAUGCUCACAACCAUCACCAAUCUUCUGUCAUUUGGCUACCGAUGGAUAAUCGAUGGAGAUGCCUCCGGAAAAUCUUGAAUACAUACAUCUUCUCAGGAAACAGGCUUGACGCAAACCAGCAUCUGAGGUCUAGGAAGAUCAAUGAGCUUAUUUCUUAUUGCCAUCGACAAAGCCAAACAAGGGAGGCAGUGGAUAUUGGUCAAGCUAUUUUCUAUACAUCAUUGAGUUUACUUUCCAAUACCAUUUUCUCAAGGGAUUUUGCAGACCCUUAUGUGAAUUCAGGUAAAGAAUUCAGGGAAUUGGUCUGCAAAUUUAUGGAGGAGUUUGGUAAGCCCAACAUAGUGGAUUUCAUCCCUAUGCUAAAAAAGAUUGAUCCUCAAGGAAUUAGGCGACGCAUUACUGUUCAUGCUGGGAAGUUGCUUAAGCUUUUCGAGGGGUUGAUCGAUGAACGUGUGGAGCAGAGGAAGUUGCAAACUUGUACUAGUAGCAACGACGUUCUUGAUAUCCUGCUCAAUGUUAGCCAAGAAGAUCCUGAGGCAAUUGGAAAAAAUGACAUACAACAUAUGUUCCUGGACCUUUUCGUUGCGGGGACUGAAACAACUUCAAAUACAGUGGAAUGGGCAAUGGCAGAGGUCAUGAAAAAUCCAGACAUAAUGAAGAAAGCCCAAAGCGAGCUCGCAGAAGCUAUUGGCAAAGGCAAAGUAAUAGAGGAACAAGAUAUUCCUCUACUCCCUUAUUUGCAAUGCAUUGUGAAAGAAACCAUGCGAUUACACCCACCAGGCCCCUUGUUCUUACGCCAGGCCCAAAAAGAUGUUGAGGUGUGUGGGUACUUCAUCCCAAAGGGGUCUUUAGUGUUAAUUCAUGUUUGGUUAAUGGGUCGCGAUCCAACAAUUUGGGAGGACCCUUUGGUAUUUAAGCCCGAGAGAUUUUGGGGUUCGGAGUUUGAAGUUCGAGGUCAAGAUUUUGAGUUAAUUCCAUUUGGUGGUGGCCGGAGAAUAUGCCCCGGCCUACCUUUGGCAAUGAGGACUGUUCCAGUUAUAUUGGGUUCCUUGUUGAAUUCAUUUGAAUGGAAAGUUGAAGGGGAGAUAGCACCAAAAGACUUGGAUAUGGAAGAGAAGUUUGGCCUUACACUAGCCAAAUCGUUGCCUCAGCGAGCUGUACCAGUUCCACUUUAAGGGUUUGAUACAUAAUUAUAUGACUAAAUCUGUGAAGAAUUGAGUACGACUACUUCAGAUGUUGAUCUGUGAGAUGUCUUAGUUCCACUUUAAAGUAAUUGCACUACUGUUGGGCACAUUGUAAUGUAAAAUAUAUAGAAAAGCUAUACCAACUUUUAUAAAA
Molecule: messenger RNA, 1818 nt
Organism: Nicotiana tabacum (common tobacco)
Lineage: Eukaryota; Viridiplantae; Streptophyta; Magnoliopsida; Solanales; Solanaceae
Product: geraniol 8-hydroxylase-like
Molecular function (GO): oxidoreductase activity, acting on paired donors, with incorporation or reduction of molecular oxygen; monooxygenase activity; heme binding
Source: RefSeq, a predicted model, not a curated record